Molecule: messenger RNA, 860 nt
Organism: Ascoidea rubescens DSM 1968
Lineage: Eukaryota; Fungi; Ascomycota; Saccharomycetes; Ascoideales; Ascoideaceae
Product: 40S ribosomal protein eS7
Exons: 2
Coding region: 153-722 (189 amino acids)
Biological process (GO): translation; rRNA processing; ribosomal small subunit biogenesis
Cellular component (GO): ribosome; cytosolic small ribosomal subunit; small-subunit processome
Molecular function (GO): structural constituent of ribosome
Source: RefSeq, a predicted model, not a curated record
UCCUUACUUGCAUGAUACUAUCCAUUAUAUUUCGUUUUGCAAAAAAAUUCAGAGCUACUUGAAAUAAUUCAGUAUCGACUCAAGAUCAGACAGAUAUAUUAUACUAUAAUAAUAUUAUUCCAAUAUAUUAUAACACCAAAAUAGAGCCCAAUAUGUCAGCUGCCAACAAAGUUUUGAAUAUUACUCCAACUUCUCUUGAAUUACAAGUCGCUCAAGCUCUUGUUGACUUGGAAGCUCACUCUCCAGACUUAAAAGCUGACUUAAGACCUUUACAAUUCCAUGCUGUCAAAGAAGUUGAUAUUACCGGUGGUAAAAAAGCUAUUAUUAUUAUGGUUCCAGUUCCAUCUUUGAGUUUAUUCCAUAAGGUUCAAACUAGAUUAACUAGAGAAUUGGAAAAGAAGUUUUCUGAUCACCAUGUUAUCUUUUUAGCUCAACGUCGUAUUUUACCAAAACCAGGUCGUCGUGCCAGACAAACUCAAAAGAGACCAAGAUCAAGAACUUUGACAGUUGUUCACGAUAAAAUUUUGGAAGAUUUAGUUUAUCCUACAGAAAUUGUUGGUAAGAGAGUUAAAUAUUUAGUUGGUGGUAGCAAAAUUCAAAAGAUUUUAUUAGAUUCCAAGGAAUCCUCAUCUGUUGAUUAUAAAUUGGAGACUUUCCAAUCUGUUUACAAGAAAUUAACUGGUAAACAAGUUGUCUUUGAAAUUCCAAAUGAAGCCUUUUAAAUUGAAAUUGUUGAACUAUUUCAUAAAUAAAUAUAUAUAAAUAAACUAAUUAAUUGAUUAAUUAACUAACUAUUUAAUGGAUUGAUUUGUUAAUUUAGUAACCAAUUUUAAUAAAACCGCUUUACAAACAUUAAAUAA